ACAUAUGUAAUAUAGUGAGUAUUACUAAAAAUAUAGGCGUUUGUUAUUGAUUUUACAAAUUUCAUCAUACUUACAGAAGCGUAAACUUACACGGCGCUUUGUCUGGAGUUCUAGUGACUAGUACAAAUAGCCUUUUCCUUACCCUGUGACCUUCAAAGUUCAAAAAGUAUAUCAGAAAGCUAUUCUUUCAUUCGUUGGUGUUUGUUCAGUUGAAAAACAUAUUUAUUACGUCAGUGUAAAUAAUUUGGCAGUGUUCUUGUUAUUAUUCACGUACGGUAGUUGCUGGCGAAUAGUCUUGUUUUGACCUUGAACUCACAACAGCUGGUACACAAUCUACUAACAUGGAUUCAUUCUUCAGCCUGUUUGAUCCCUCCGAUGGCCAAAAUAAACCAAAAAAGAGACAUAAAAAUGACCAAGAGAAAUGUAAUGAUGCUCCUAAAGGAAGACGCCGUGGUCGCCGCGGCCAGGGUAAAAACGAGACACUGCCAGAGGAAUCGUCUUUCCUCUGUGAGCCACAACUCAGCACCGAAAUCCUUGUCAAGGACUGCAGCUAUAUCGAAAACUAUAUUGAAGUUAAUAAUAAGGACGAAGAUUCUAAAGAAUCGGACAAAAAGCCGCGUAGGCGCAACUCGGGAAGGAAAUCUCGACGAAGGAAAAACAAAAUUUCACCCGGAAAAGAUCUCUUGCCCGGGAUGGCUUGGCAUGAGGAAGCUAAUUGUGCGGGCGAAACACCAAACCUGAACAACCAAUCAACGAAGCUAAAAACCACAGACGAAAAGCUCGGAAAGAUUGUCAAUAACCUUAAAAAUGUGAAAGAAGACAAGAGAGACGACUACGAAAGAGUCUAUAAUGUAAUUGAUAAGUUGGAGAAGGUCGGGAUCAAAGAUAAUAUGUAUUUGAGCGGAGACUUUGAUGACGAUAAAUGGGAGAGUGAUUUCUUCUAUAGCGAUGAUGAUGAAGAAUUCAGGGAUGAUAGUACCUCGGAUGCAGAUGACACAGGUGAUGAAUAUUUUGGAUGCCUCCCCCCAGAGCCAAGGUUUGGCAAUGUGGAGUACAAGCUGCAACUGGUGUCCCCUUGUGAGAGACGGUUUCAGCAUUUGGUCACCCAGUUAAAAUGGCGCCUUCGGUCGGGUGGUGGGACGGCCGUGUACGUCAUAGGGGUGAGGGACUGCGGGGCCCUGAAGGGACUGAGAGCGAACGCCUUGAGGGCCUCUCUGAGGGCGCUGAGAAGGAUGGCGAGCGCCAUCGGGGCGGUUUUAGUAUCGGUGCGAGCGAGACGGGUAGCGUCCAAUCGGGCAGUCGCCGAGGUUUAUAUACGGAAGUUGGCAGAUACUCAGCAAAGUGUAGAAUUGAGGGUAGCCGUGAUGGGUGCAAAUGAAGCCGGCAAAUCUACCCUCAUUGGAGUUUUAACUCAGGGUGAGUUGGACAACGGCCGGGGCAGCGCCCGACUGAACAUGUUCCGACAUCUGCACGAAGUGAAGAGCGGCAGGACCUCUUCGCUCAGCCACGAGAUUCUGGGGUUCGAUGCUCAGGGUAACGUGGUGAACUACGGGUGUUCGGAGCUGAUGACGGCCGAGCGCAUCGGGGAGAGGAGCGCGAAGCUAGUCUCGUUCUUGGACUUGGCUGGUCACAGCAAAUACCAGCGCACCACCGUGCACGGGCUCUCGGGCUAUUGUCCGCAUUACGCCAUGAUUGUGAUCUCCGCCACCGCGGGCAUAACGAGCAUUACGGAAGAGCACAUAGGACUGCUGCUCGCCCUCGAUAUGCCUUUCUUCGCUGUCAUCAGCAAGUGCGAGUUGGCCAAUGCCGCCGUGGGGCCGUUGGUCGACAAGUUGAGGGCUCUGCUGGUGAACGCCAAAAAGAAACCUCUAUUAAUCACUGAUGAGAAUUUGGCGCGAAAUUGUGUCGUGCCUCAGAAGUCAAUACUCGACACCAUAGACGAUACGGACCAGAGACAAGAUGAAGAGGAAGUGGAACAAAUUCCCGUGUUCCCCGUGAGUUGCGUCCGCGGCGUGGGUUUGAACGCCCUCCACGCGUACCUGCUGGCCUUGAGACCGCCCACGGAGGACUCCCAGCCCAGUUCUGUAGAUACGGAGAGUUGCGAGUUCCAAAUAGACGAGAUCUUUCACGUGGGGGAGUCGAGCGGGCCCGUGGUGGGGGGGCUCGUGGCCAGGGGGCGGCUUUUGGAGGGGGACGACCUCAUCAUAGGUCCAUUGGACACGGGUGAAUUCGUCGAAAUCUCUGUUAAGACCAUAUUCCGGAACCGCGUUCCCUGCGGUUCGGCCAGAGCGGGGCAAUCCGCGUCCCUGGGCCUCAGCCGGGAUCCGCCCAACCUUCGGCCCGGGAUGGUCCUUCUGACUCGGCCCGGCCGAUACCGAAGUGGGCAGAGGCCGGUGUGGGGGUGCACGGAGAAUUGUACGAAAUCGACGUCUCAAAUGGUACCAAAAACGCAGAACCAAGAGAAAAAUCGUAAGAACGUGAAGAGAAAAAACAAUUUCCUUCAAGAAGUGACCAAUUUACAAAAGAUCUUGACCAAAACGCUGCCGUUCGACAAAAACGUCAACGAAAUGGACAAAAGCGGCAUCGGCCAGGUGGAAGGCGUCGACGAGUUGUUCAGGGAGGAUUUCGACAAGUCGACGGGCGAGAGAGAGGAGAGCGGGAAAUGCGCCUGCGCAGGUCGGGUCUGGCUGGAAGACCCCAACGACCCGAGGGGCUGUUUGUAUUUCCAGGCGACGGUGCUCGUGAUCCGCCACUCCACGGCCAUUUAUCCGGGAUUUCAGUGCACGGUGCACGUCGGGAACGUUCGGCAGACGGCCAUCAUCGAGGGCAUCUUGGCCCCGAACAGUGUGGUCCGGGCCGGGGAGACGGCCCCCGUGGUCUUCCGUUUCGCCCGAUGCCCCGAGUACCUGCUCAGGGGACGGAGGCUGCUCUUCACUGCGGGGCUCGGAACCAGAGCUAUUGGACGGAUCACGCAAACCUUUCCCUACAUACCUUGAGCGAUUUAGUGAAAUUUUAGGGCAAAUCUGCUAAUGGGUUUCAAGUUUCAACCCAUAUCUGGUCCAUAUUUGGACCAAACUUGAUCCGAUAAGGAUGAAAUUUCACCAGAUUUCUGAUUCAGAUAAAUCUAUUAACCAACUUACAUUCUUUUAUAUCACAAUUUAGCAAUUAAUUGAAUGAACACAAAUUUUACCUAUUUACUAUGAAAUUUUACAAAAACUAGUAAUUAUAUAUUAAAACACUAAAACUUCACCCAACCUCACAUCUAGUUUCAAGAGUGAUUUUGUCUCAAAUAGACAAUGUUUGACAUAUUUGAUAAUGCUCAAGUGUGACUUGAGAUUUAUUUUUAAUAAAAAUUCUUAAAGAACUUAUUUUAAAUGGUUUUUACAUUAGUCUAAUCGUUUUGUCUAGUCUAAACAUUAUUUAAAGAAGCAUCAACUUGUUAUUAUGUACAAUUUCCCCAAUAAGGUAGACAAAUUUCUGCCACUUUUUCACUUUUGUGACCUUUUAGUCUUGUUUCUAUGUUUUGUUAGAAGGGUUCUUGGAGGGUUUUUUCCUGUAAAUUUUAGACAGCUUGUGUAGGAGGCAUUUGGAAUGACAACCGUGGCGAAGACAUUUAUCAAUCUCGCGAUUUAACUACAAAUAUAUUUAUUAAGAAAUUUUGCUCCCAGAGGCCAGAAUGAAGCGAUACAAAAUCUGAAAUUUUUAUUUGUUGAAUUUGUAGCGUUUGUUACGCUUAUUCGCUCAAACUGCUACUCGAUUUUGUAGAUAAGAAUAAAUAUUAUAUAUCGUUCAAUGUUUAGUUGUAAGAAAUACAUUUUAGUAGACUUCAGUUGAUGUAAUUGAACCACUGCUUAAGAAGGUCAGUAUUAGGAAUUGGUUCCUAUUUAUUUUGUCUUAAAGACUUCAAUCUAUUUAUUGUUGAAUUAAAUUAUGUUUUUGAGUUCAGUGACGUAUGUCCAGUGUGGUUUUGAUUAGGUAAAACAAAAUACCAAAAAAAUGGGGUUUAGAGUUGAAAUCAUGACGAAAAGCAGUCGCUUAUAAGAUUUGAUUUGUUU
Pieris rapae (cabbage white) is the source of this 4055-nucleotide messenger RNA. RefSeq names its product GTP-binding protein 2. The coding region runs from base 342 to 2996 and encodes 884 amino acids. NCBI's taxonomy places the organism in Eukaryota, Metazoa, Arthropoda, Insecta, Lepidoptera, Pieridae. Gene Ontology annotation, molecular function: GTPase activity; translation elongation factor activity; GTP binding. The record is from RefSeq and is a predicted model, not a curated record. The transcript is spliced from 19 exons. Gene Ontology annotation, biological process: translational elongation.